CCCCCCCCCGCCCACCCGCAGCCAAGCGCGCGCGGGUCGCUCGCAGCGGCCUCUUUUCAUGCCGUUAGCUGUCGCGUGUAUGUUUCCCCUGCAUAUUUCAAACAUUUGGUCGGCGGCGCGUGGCGUGCGUCGUAUCGAUGGGCUGUUUAUGCCAUAAAUUAUGGUCUUCGGUUCUCGAUCGAGAAGCUUCCAGAGGCGCCGAGACCUGGAGUGGUACGGACAUCGGGGGGGGGGAGGUUGCGAUGCAGCGCGUCCACUGAAAACACUCGAAGUCCUGAUGAGCAGCUCCUGUCCACAAGGGACACGUGGACACGUGACCCCCUCCGUUGGGACAGUGGGACAGGCGCUGCUUCAGUGAAGGACAAAACUGAACAAUGAUGAGGUACUGAGUGAAGGGAUCCCCGGUGCCCCUGUCCCACACUCAAAGGCCCUGGGGUUGAAUCUCACCUCCUGCUGUUUACCCUGGUCAAAGCAGUACAAAUGGGUAAAUCAGUGUAUGUCGCUUUGGAGGAGCAUGCCCAAUAAAUGAUUAGUUAAUGUGUGUUGUUCUCUCUCUCUCACACACACACACACCACGUAUGAAGCCUCUGCACAAGUGUGUCCUCCUGUCCUCUGUUGUCCUUCAGCUCAGCCUGUGGAUGUGACCUCUAGGCCCCCCUCCUCCCUCCAGUACCCAUGGAGGACAAAAGAAAGAAGAAGAGCCCCAAGGUGUCUCUGCCCCAGCCCCCGCCGCCCCCGGUCAACCCUCGCAAGCUCUCCGUCCUCCCCGCCAGCAAGAGCGCCACCUUCUCGCUGGGCCUCCCGCAGCCGCCGUCCCCAAAGUCGCGCGGGAAGGUCAAGAGGUCGGUAGGGGCCCCCGCUCAGUCCAGAGAGGCCCUCGGUGCAGCCGCCCCCCCCAGGAGCGCCAGGCCGCACAAGGCUCCGCCCAAGGCUCCGCCCCCAGCCGGCUCCGGCAGGGUGGCGCAGUCGUCGCCCCUGCAGCACUCCUUCCUCACGGACGUGUCGGACGUGCGCGAGAUGGAGGGGGGGCUGCUCAACCUUCUCAACGACUUCCACUCGGGGAAGCUGCAGGCCUUCGGGAAGGUGUGCUCUUUCGAGCAGCUGGAACACGUGCGCGAGAUGCAGGAGAAGCUGGCGAGGCUCCACUUCAGCCUGGACAGCCACGUGGAGGAGCUCUCCGAGGACCAGAGGAAGUCGGCCUCGGACCGCAGCCUCGAGCACCUGCUCUCCAACCUGGAAGAGCUCAGCAACUCCAUACAGAAGCUUCACUUGGCCGAAAACCAGGACCUGCCCAAGGCGUCCGGCCCCUGAAGCAGAGAGAAGUGGGCGGAGCUAUGGGAGCGGGGCUGUGUGGAGGGGCAGCGCCGGGUCCAGACCCUCAUCCCUGCUCGUCUCACCGAAUGGCGCGAGAGCGCCUUCGCCGCGGUCCGUACCACGGUCACGCCUGACAAGACAAGGCUCCCGCAAGCAGACUGAUCUCAGCCCAGGACCACACCCCCCCGAGGAGAGCUGCAUUAGCCACGCCCACAGGAAGUCUCUCUCGCCGGUGCGCAGUUCUCAGUGUGUCCCAUCAGCGAGACGAGUCGCACCUGCCGAGGCUCUCCGCCCCGUCGCUUAGCGAUGCGCGCUCGUCACUUCUAGGGGCGGCUGCCUUUGCACCCAAAGGUCGUCGGUUCAAAUCCCACCUGCAGCUGUAGUACCCUUCGUACCCUCGACAAAGUGCUCCCGUAAAAUUGGCCUGCUGUAUAAAUGGGUAAAUCGGUGUAAGUAGAUAACGAGUGCAAGUCGCUUUGGAGGAACUGGUCACAUGAUCAGUGCAACUGACAGGAAGCGUGGAUAGGAAGACGCACCAGCAGGACCCCGACGCGGCCCUGUUCCGAGUGGCGCAGCAGGUCGCACCGGUACCUCACUUCUGCCUGGACUGUGACUGGAUGUGGGUUCGAAUCCAGACGCCGUGUGUGUGUGUCCUGGACGUAAGAGUUAACUUGGAGUGACGUUUGCUUUGCAAAUAAUUUCCAUUUAAUUUUUGAUGUUUCAUGUUCUUUUUGUGUCCUCCGGAUAACUGAUAGCUUGUUUUAUCAUCGGAGACAAAAAUGUGGCUAGGAGUUCUAGUUGUUAACGCCUGCUGAAGCACGCAUUUCGCACCGUGUACUAUAGUACUGAAGUGUUUUACACGGUUUUACGGCGCUACCCCGACGGAAGCCGAGAAGAGCGCCGCGGCGCACGGAUCUGGAUUGACAGUUAUGUGGCCAAUCGCAGUGCAGCGUUUGUCCUGAGGGCGGAGCGUUGCGACCCGUUGGCCUAUCAUGUGCAGCUAAAGGUUGCUACUGACCUUUCAGAAUGAGCCGUUUGAAAGGCCAGUGGGCGCGCGCUCUGGAGUUACGGUCUGUUGCAUUCAUUUUUAUUUUGAGUAGAUCGUCAUUCACAGCAGUGUACUAAUACUCUUCUGUGGUUUAGUCAUUGCCAGUAGCACUAAUGGUGAAGUUUCACUGCAAAAGUUCGUUUGUAAAGUGAAAUAAAAGGAAUAUUAAUACUGGAACUGUUUGUUUUUAUUACUCAUACUGUCAUUUUGCAUUGAAUAUUAUGUUUACUGGCGUCCCGUCCUGGGUGUGUUCCC
Scleropages formosus (Asian bonytongue) is the source of this 2617-nucleotide messenger RNA. It is a transcript of the gene ccdc28b, whose product is annotated as coiled-coil domain containing 28B. Lineage: Eukaryota; Metazoa; Chordata; Actinopteri; Osteoglossiformes; Osteoglossidae. The record is from RefSeq and is a predicted model, not a curated record. The coding region runs from base 676 to 1311 and encodes 211 amino acids. The transcript has 5 exons.